AGACCUUGAUACAUGAACCCCAUGGCUCUGAGAAGGCACUCCCCUCAGAGUCGACAUGGGUUCUAGUAUUUGGGCAUGCGAAGACGAGACCGGGGUCGCCUUGGGACCAUCAUACGAGGAAUACGACGAACAUCGCUCAUUAAGUGCCCACUGAUCUGAAGGUUUGUGGACCAUUGCGGGACCAGCAUGGCCAUUGAGAAUAGCCAGUUGAAUGCGAGGUUGCCGUCAAGGCCAAUCUGCGCUGUGUGUUGGAUGGCCGUGGGACCGUUGCCGCCGUCUCCUUCGCCCAUUCAUGUGGCGACAAUUGAUUAUACGAGGGCGGGGGCGUAUAGAAUUCAUUGCCGCAAUGGGAACGGGUUCUGGAACGAGAUACACAGGAGGUGGCGUAGGACAUUGACUCAGAGGAGCGGACAACACCACGCUCAAGGUCGUCCUGAAAUGAAUCGAGGUUGGCCACCGGCCGCCACAUCGAGAUAUUGGAAGAAGGUGGCAUUUGGAGGAUGAGUAUGGGUGUUCAUGAUGACUGUGAUGAUGGUUUGACUGGUAUGACGCGUGGAGAAUGAGAUAUGUUCUCGCAAGAGAAGGAGAUGGAAGGAGGAGCUAGUGAGGAUGGGGGAACAAGGAACAAAGACUCUGCACAAGUAUCGAUUACGGGGGAUGCCGAACCGCUUGCAGCCCGAUGAUUAUGACCGAUAUUUUACUAUCCG
Molecule: messenger RNA, 707 nt
Organism: Somion occarium
Lineage: Eukaryota; Fungi; Basidiomycota; Agaricomycetes; Polyporales; Cerrenaceae
Source: the annotation of a GenBank genome assembly